CGACUUCUUUUAAAUUUAAUUAUACAUUAUUGCAUGUACAUAUAUACUAUUGAGUGAUUUGAUAUGAUUGUUUAUUCCUCAUGUAAUUCUGUGUUUCUGUAUUGCGUAUAUAUAAGUGUUUAAAACACUAUCUUCGUGUUCAUUGGAAUUAUGGUGGCCUCAGUGCGUUUUUCACAAGAUUUUUGAUGUCAUUUGGAUUUUGUUGGACAAAUUUAAUUUUGAGAAUUUGGUGUGGUUUCAUAUAUUUCAUAAUUUAACUGGUUGUUUUUCUCCCUGAGCAUAGAAGCAAUCUCUAGCUUUUUCGAUGUUUUAUUCUGAUUGCGGAUUGUUGAAUAUUAUGCAAGGUGUGCUUAAAUUACAGGCCUUGAGACGACCUUAUUUUGCCAAGGGUUUAUGAUUUGACGGUUGAGCUUGCGAUCUUGAGGAGGAAAUGGGAUCAGAAGGACCAAAGAGAGUGAUUAUUCAUGUGACUGGCUUCAAGAAGCUCAAUGGAAUUGCAAAUAACCCUACCGAGACUAUAGUCUCUAAUUUAAAAGGUUAUAUUGAAAAGAAAGGUGUAUGCCCUGGUAUUUCUAUAGGUAGUUGUACUGUUCUUGAGACUGCAGGAGAGUAUGCACCUCCUAUGCUUUACAAGGUGUUGAAAUCGGCUAUUUCAAGUGACACUAUAUCCGGCUCGAAAGAAGUUGUGUGGCUGCAUAUGGGAAUGAUUGAUGGAUCAUCAAAAUUCACCAUUGAACGGCGAGCAGUAAAUGAAGCCACUUUCUUGUGUCCAGAUGAGCUUGGUUGGCAACCCAAGACUUCUUGUUCAAUUGAUGCCAUACUCGAGUUCUUGGAGAAGAUGAAGUGCUAUGAUGCAAUGAUCUCCGAUGAUGCAGGGACUUUCAUGUGCAAUUAUCUAUACUAUCAUUCUUUCUGCUUCGCUGAACAGAAAGGUCACAAGUCCCUAUUUCUACAUGUCCCUCCCUUUUCAAGAAUCAACAAAGAAACACACAUGGUCAUAUCAAGGACUCCAAGUUGGCAGUGUGGUGCUUGUUCUUGUUGUUUAGCAACGAGAGCUUUGUUAAUGAAGGGGAUAGAUGGUAUCUCAAUACCUGAGUUUGGGCACUCGGGUGUACUUGAAGAGUUGCUAAAAGUAGCCCUCGCUACCGUUACAGACCUUCCUAAAAAAGGAAGCUUUGAAGGAUGUUAAUCUAAGAUGCCGGCUACUCGUGGGCCACAGAGACAGAGCACAAAAGACACUUUUGAACUUCUGAAAGGUAGUGCUGCACUAGAAAAACUGUUUGAAGAGUAAAGCAAAGGUUUCUUAGAAAAUACUUGAAGUGUUGGGCAUGAAGAAAAUCUUGCACAUUCAUGUACUUUUAAGCCAAGCCAGCUUGAAAGUCUGGACUUAGAAGAUGAUGAAAUAGAGUUCUCGGACUUGCCAUCAUGGUCAAGUCAACAUGGGAGCAAGAUUCUCGUAAAUGUG
Cynara cardunculus var. scolymus (artichoke) is the source of this 1465-nucleotide messenger RNA. Its product is annotated as pyrrolidone-carboxylate peptidase-like. Lineage: Eukaryota; Viridiplantae; Streptophyta; Magnoliopsida; Asterales; Asteraceae. Gene Ontology annotation, cellular component: cytosol. The transcript is spliced from 7 exons. Gene Ontology annotation, biological process: proteolysis. Gene Ontology annotation, molecular function: pyroglutamyl-peptidase activity. The record is from RefSeq and is a predicted model, not a curated record. The coding region runs from base 431 to 1189 and encodes 252 amino acids.